Molecule: messenger RNA, 2545 nt
Organism: Tigriopus californicus
Lineage: Eukaryota; Metazoa; Arthropoda; Copepoda; Harpacticoida; Harpacticidae
Product: alcohol dehydrogenase class-3-like
Exons: 5
Coding region: 333-2399 (688 amino acids)
Biological process (GO): formaldehyde catabolic process
Cellular component (GO): cytosol
Molecular function (GO): S-formylglutathione hydrolase activity; zinc ion binding; S-(hydroxymethyl)glutathione dehydrogenase [NAD(P)+] activity
Source: RefSeq, a predicted model, not a curated record
GAGCUGAGGCAGUCACAGAAAGAGAGAGGGAGAGUGUAUUGUGCACGUUGAACUGUUAGGAGUAUGUACAAACAUACAUACAUACAUACAUACACACAUACAGUAAUGUAGUUAGGCGAGCUCUGUCUGAACGGUUGGACCCAGUUCUAGGAUUCCCUCUAUUCCUCCAUUCAUUCAGGCAUCCAUUCUUUCUCCGUGCCUCGAUUUCCUACUAUUGUCGAGUGUGCCUAUGAUCAAUAGUCCCCGGCCGGCCAACUCCAUCAUCCGAUUGUCCAGCCCGGAAUCCAUCCCUCUGGCCAGCCACGUGGCAGGUUGAAGCCCCAGCGGGCAACAUGUCGGCCAGCCCCAACAUCCCGUCCCAAGUCUUGGAGGCCUUCAAGGCCACGCAGGGCAAGACCAUCACGUGCCAGGCGGCCGUAGCCUGGGCGGCCAAUCAGCCUUUGGACAUCACGGACAUCCAAGUAGCGCCGCCCAAAGCCGGCGAGGUGCGGGUCAAAGUCAUCGCCAAUGCCUUGUGUCACACCGACAUCUACACCUUGGAGGGCCAUGACCCCGAGGGCCUCUUUCCCAGCGUCUUGGGCCACGAAGCCUCGGCCCUGGUCGAAUCCGUGGGCCCGGGCGUCACGUCGGUCCAGGUGGGUGAUGUGGUCAUUCCCUGCUACACGCCCGAGUGUCGAGCCCACGAUUGCAUCUUUUGUCAAAGCCCCAAAACCAAUUUGUGCCCCACCAUACGGAGCACGCAGGGCCAAGGCCUCAUGCCCGACGGCACCUCGCGCUUGUCCAAGGACGGCCAAGCCCUCUUUCACUUCAUGGGCUGCUCCACCUUUGCCGAAUAUGCCGUGAUUGCCGAGAUUUCGGCAGCCAAGAUUCAUCCAGGGGCUGAUCUCAAUCAAAUGUGUCUGCUCGGAUGUGGCGUGUCCACGGGUUGGGGAGCGGUCAUUAACACCAUGAAAAUGGAGCCCGGUAAAUCCGUGGCCGUGUUUGGUUUGGGUGCUUUGGGCCUGUCGGUCAUUCAGGCCUCUCGGCUGGUGGGCGCCCGUUACAUCGUGGGCGUUGAUGUGAAUGAAAAGAAAUUUGCCUCGGCCCAAGCCAUGGGGGCCAGCCUCUGCGUUAACCCGCAGACCUGUGACGGGGGCGACGUCAAGGCCCAGCUCUUACAAGCCGAGAAAUGGGGCUACGAUUAUACUUUCGAUUGCACGGGCCAUGUCGCUGUCAUGCGGAAUGCCCUCGAGGUGGCCCACCGCGGUUGGGGGCAAUCCUGCAUUAUUGGCGUGGCCGCUGCUGGCCAAGAGAUUUCCACCCGACCAUUCCAAUUGGUGACCGGGCGCUCGUGGCAGGGCACCGCCUUUGGCGGGUGGAAGAGCCGCACCGAGGUGCCCCAGCUCGUGCAGCGGGUCAUGCGAGGUGAGAUGACGCUGGAACCCUAUGUGACGCAUCAGAUUGAGGGCUUGAGCCGCGUUAACCAGGCCAUUGAGGCCUUGCAUUCCGGGAGCUGUUUGCGAGCCGUGGUCAAGAUCGCCAAGAGUGAAGUGCCUCUGGCGCCAUUGCCCUCGCUCAAGGGUAAUGUCAAGCUUGAGGGCGGCUAUUUGAAGCAAUUGACCCACUGGAGCCCGUCCACCCAAUGCGAUAUGACCUUUUCCAUUUUUGUGCCUCAACCCAAGACCCGCUUCACGGCCCCACCCCCGGUGCUCUAUUACUUGUCCGGUCUGACAUGCACCGACGAGAAUGCUCGUAGCAAGUCUCACUUCGCUCAAGCAGCCGCUCAAUACGGCCUGGCCGUGGUCUUCCCGGAUACCAGUCCCCGUGGCGUGACAUUGGCCGGUCAGGAUGAAAGCUAUGAUUUCGGGUCGGGUGCCGGCUUUUACCUCAAUGCCACGGCCGAUCCCUGGAGCAAGCACUACAAAAUGUACGAUUACAUCACGAAGGAGUUGCCCGAUCUGGUGAGCCAGCUCUUCCGAGUGGAUGCCACUCGCUCAGGCAUCAUGGGCCAUUCCAUGGGCGGACAUGGGGCUUUGGUGGCCCAUCUCAAGAACCCCGGCAAGUACCAGAGCGUGUCGGCCUUUGCUCCCAUCUGCCAUCCCAUGGAUUGCCCUUGGGGACACAAAGCUUUUAAGGGUUAUCUAGGCUCCAUUGAGGCCGGCUCUGCUUAUGAUGCUACCGUCCUGAUGAGCACCUUCACCGGGCCCAAGAUCCCAAUUCUGAUUGAUCAAGGCACAGCCGACAAUUUCCUCAAGGAUCAGCUGAAGCCGGAGAAACUUUCCGCGGCCGCCGCCAAGAUCAAUUAUCCUUUGGAGAUUCGUAUGCAAAAGGACUACGACCACUCGUAUUACUUUAUUAGUACCUUCUUGCGUGACCAUAUCGAGCAUCACGCUCGAGGAUUGGGGCUCAAUUCCUUUUAGUGAUGCAAUCCAACCAUCAUGAGCAGGAAAAGAACUCCCCAAACAGAAUACUGAAUACAGGCUUCCAAAUUUUGAACUGAACAGAUUUGUGACUCUGGGUUCAUCAUCCACUUGAAAUGUGAGAGCAAUACAUUUUAAAAUCCCAA